Messenger RNA from Aspergillus alliaceus, 2352 nucleotides. Its product is annotated as YdiU domain protein. Bases 249 to 2210 code for a protein of 653 amino acids. NCBI's taxonomy places the organism in Eukaryota, Fungi, Ascomycota, Eurotiomycetes, Eurotiales, Aspergillaceae. The record is from RefSeq and is a predicted model, not a curated record. The transcript is spliced from 6 exons.
GCCUUUUCGCCGCCUUUCUUCCAUGAAAUUUAUAUUUAUCGAUAGGUUCGGAGCGGAAAUGAUGUCACCCCCUCCUCUCCUCCGCUUGAUUUUAUUUGAUCCUUCCAAAACACACAGUCGUACAUCUAGUUUUUCCCACAAUCAUAGAACGAGUCCUUUGCUAUCAUUACGAGUCUGUUUCGACUGAUUCCCAGGCAAUUUGCCUCUAAUCAUCUGCCUUCUCAGCCGUUGCCUUGUGAGAGACCCUCAUGGUUCUUGUUGCGCUACGUCCCUUUGUAAACCGCCCUCAUCUUUGCCUGUCUUUUCGCAAUACCCUGCAUCAGAUACAAGCUGUAAGAAUUCGGUCGGUUCACAUGGAUACUCAAUCAUCAGACUGUACGAAGGGGGUUUCACUGGCGAGGCUCCCAAAAUCCAAUACAUUUACAGCCAAGCUGCCACCAGACCCUGCCUUCGAGACACCCGAGAUCUCCCAUGGAGCCCCGAGGCAAGCUCUUGGCCCUCGCUUGGUGAGUGGCGCUCUGUACACCUUUGUUCGUCCCGAACCAGCCAAGAAAAUGGAGCUUCUGGGUGUCAGUCCCAAAGCAAUGGAAGAUCUGGGACUCGAGCCAGGUGAAGAGGUCACCCCUCAAUUCAAAGCAUUAGUCUCUGGAAAUCUUUUUUUUUGGGACGAAGAAAACGGAGGCAUCUACCCAUGGGCGCAAUGCUACGGAGGAUGGCAAUUCGGCUCAUGGGCUGGGCAGCUUGGAGAUGGGCGUGCUAUAAGCCUAUUCGAGUGCACCAACCCGAAAACGAACAUUCGAUAUGAACUACAGCUCAAAGGGGCUGGAAGGACCCCCUACUCACGCUUCGCAGAUGGAAAAGCAGUCCUGCGAUCUAGCAUUCGCGAAUUUGUCGUGUCGGAAGCCCUUUAUGCACUUAGCGUGCCAACUACUCGAGCCUUGUCGAUUACCCUACUACCUGAAUCCAAGGUUUUACGCGAGCGCAUUGAACCUGGGGCAAUAGUGGCCCGGUUUGCCGAAUCGUGGUUGAGAAUAGGAACGUUCGACCUUCUGCGCGCUCGCGGUGACAGGGAUUUAAUCAGACAACUGGCUACCUUUGUAGCUGAAGAUGUGUUCCACGGUUGGGAUGCUUUGCCUGCCGCAGUAUCGUUGGGUGAAAAUCAGCUCAUCGAUGCUAUUGAGAAUCCAGGAAGAGGAGUCCCGUGGAACGAAAUUCAAAAGCAUCAGGGGGUGGGAGAGAACCGGUUUGCGAGGCUGUACAGAGAGAUCGCACGACGAAAUGCAAGGACUGUGGCUGCCUGGCAAUCUUACGGCUUCAUGAAUGGCGUGUUGAACACCGACAACACAUCAAUAUAUGGUUUGUCGAUUGAUUUUGGCCCGUUCGCUUUCAUGGAUAAUUUCGAUCCUCACUACACACCAAACCAUGAUGACCAUUUGCUGAGGUACUCGUACAAAAACCAGCCAACAAUUAUAUGGUGGAACCUAGUCAGGCUAGGAGAGUCUUUAGGAGAGCUAAUGGGGGUCGGAGACAAAGUUGAUGAAGAAAGCUUUGUGAAAGAAGGGUUAACCGACGAUGCUGCUCCUCUCGUCGUCAAACAUGCUGAGGAUAUUAUCGAACGCACGGGCGAAGAGUAUAGGGUGGUAUUUUUGAGUGAAUACAAGCGGUUGAUGGCCAGAAGACUUGGACUAAAGACCCAGAAGGAGUCGGACUUUCAGGGUCUUUUUUCAGAAAUGCUUGACACGCUAGAGGCCUUAGAGCUUGAUUUCAAUCAUUUUUUCAGGCGGCUUUCUCACAUACCGCUCACUGACCUCGACACCGACGUAAAACGGAAAGAAGUCGCGCCAAUUUUUUUUCAUAACGAAGGGUAUGGUGGGGUCGGAUAUACAGAAGAUUCCGCAAAGGAGCGCAUCGGAAAUUGGCUUGAGCGCUGGAGACUGCGAGUUCUUGAGGAUUGGGGGCAUGGAAAUGAUGUAGAUCGGCAGAAAGCUAUGAAAGAGGUGAACCCGAAGUUCGUACCUCGCGGAUGGGUACUAGACGAAGUUAUUGAGCGAGUAGAGCGGCUGGGAGAUCGAGAAAUCCUUAGCCGCGUGAUGCAAAUGGCCCUGAAUCCCUUCCAGGAUGAAUGGGGCUGGAACAAAGAAGAGGAAGAACGCUUCUGUGGAGACGUUCCACGAUACAAGCGAGCCAUGAUGUGCAGCUGCAGUUCCUAAGACGAUUUAAACAACCUCGACAAUUACUCAAUUACAAUUCUUCUCCCCCUCAUUCGCGAAUAGUAUAUCUGUAUAUAACCCCAGUAGCGGUGUACAAAGAAUAGGUAAGAAAGUAGGGGGAGAGACUGAACGUGCUGUAGCC